Molecule: messenger RNA, 1381 nt
Organism: Erythranthe guttata (spotted monkey flower)
Lineage: Eukaryota; Viridiplantae; Streptophyta; Magnoliopsida; Lamiales; Phrymaceae
Product: 5-amino-6-(5-phospho-D-ribitylamino)uracil phosphatase, chloroplastic
Source: RefSeq, a predicted model, not a curated record
AGAGAGAGAGAUUGAACUUCUCUUUGAUUGAUAUUCUUGCUUCUUCGAUUUUGUUGCUGAUUGGCUGCUUAAUUAUUGGAAUUUGGGUGCUGAAUUUUGAUGGGUUUUCAAUAAAAAUACGAUCUUUAACUCUUGUUAUUUCAGUCCCCAAAUAGUGGUUUAAGUAAUUAAAUUUAACUAGCAGAAUAUUCUGCCGUGUGUUUCUGGAAAACCUCCUCGGAUUCUGCUAAAGAGUGUUUUGUGGAGUAAGAAUAAUUAUCUCUUAGAAUAAGAAAAAAACCAAAAUUAGGGCUGCCCUGUUUCUGUAGUUCUUGAUUUUAUAGAUAGAUAUAUAGAUAAAAGAAUGGUGCAAUCAAUUGCUGCACCUUCCAUUUUAGGGCACCAACCGAUUUAUGGAAGUUAUUAUUUCAAGAAUGUCUUAAACAAGAAUAGCCCUUCAUAUCUUUCAACUUCUAUAGGAAGAUGGCCAAUUAUCCCUUCGGUAAAAUCGAGGGCAAUAGAGUUGAACAAAAGGGCGUAUUCGAGUCGUAAAAGGGCCGAUUAUCUCGAAAGAAUUGGUUGUGGGUUGGUAGGUGCAAUAUUCGAGCUAGAAGGAGUGUUAAUCGAAUAUAACCCUAAUCUUGAAAACCAAUGUUGGUCGAUUUUAUCUCGAGAAGAAGGAAAAACUCCUCCACAAGGUUUCGUUCUUCGUAGAAUAGAAGGUAUGAAGAACGAGCAAGUGAUAUCGGAGGCUCUUUGUUGGUCGAGGGACCCACGGGAAACGAAGAGAAUGUCGAUUAGGAAGGAGGAGAUUUACCGAUCUCUGCACGGCCCGGUUUAUACGUUCCGACCCGGUUCGGAGGAGCUAGUGAACAGUUUGGCCCGCCACAACGUGCCGAUGGGUUUGGUUUCGACCCGACCGAGAAAGUACCUCGAGGCGGGUAUUCGGGCUAUCGGGCUCGACCGGGUCUUUAGUGUGGUUGUGGCGGGGGAGGAUUUUAGUAGGGGGAAACCCGACCCAGAGAUGUUUGUGUACGCGGGUCGGGUCAUGGGUUUCGCGCCCGAGAGGUGCGUGGUGUUCGGGAACUCGAAUCGGACGGUUGAGGCGGCUCGAGAUGCACGGAUGAGAUGUGUCGCGGUCGCCAGCUGUCAAGCGGUGUACGAGCUUGGGGCGGCGGAUGUGGUGGUGAGGCGGCUCGAUGAGAUCACCGUGGUUGAUUUGAAGAAUCUUGCGGAUGUUGAGCCGGACGAAUUCGAGUUCCAGAUGGAGGUUGAUGAAGAUUUCUUGUGAUAAAUUUUAGAAUUAUUAAAAAAAAAAAAAAAAAAAAAAAAAAAAAAGAGGGUAAAUGUGUUUACAAAACGAUUCUUCUAUUAAUAUUUAAUAUUGUGUUGUACAAUAAUA